CGUUUAUAUGUCGCAAUCCGAAAAACGAAUGCGUCAGUUGGAACUCAACACUGCCGGAGAGAAGAUUACAAUGAUUCCUUCGAUCUCCCGAGUAGUACUUUUGCUUUGCAUCCUGGGCUGUGUUUCUGCCAGCCAGGAUGUUAAGAGUAAAAAUUGUCAGGCAAGAGGGGAAUAUUGCCAGAUAGACACGGAUUGCUGCUCGAGAAAGUGCUUGACCUACCAGAACAAGUGUGCCCCCUUUUCCAUGAACGAAAUCUACGAUGUGGUGAAAGAGCCAGUCAAACCCAUUAAGCCCAAUGAUCAGGUGCAAAUUGUUGGUCUACCGAAUGAGUCAGAACCAUCGAACGAUGUUUUUGUAGUCGACUCGAAGGCAGAUUUCGAAUCGGCUGCUGAAUGCCAGCCAGUCGGUGGACCGUGCGAUCGCGCUGAUGAAUGCUGCAAUUUGCGAUGUUUGACGUACAUGCACAGGUGUGUCACUUAAAAAGUUCCCAACAAGGAAAUGUGAGACAGCCAGCUAAUUACCAAAACUCAACAACAUUAAAGGCCGAACCUUAUCUUUAUAAAUUACUUUUUUAAAGUAAACAAAUAAAUUAAAUAUUGAAACCA
Molecule: messenger RNA, 606 nt
Organism: Drosophila ficusphila
Lineage: Eukaryota; Metazoa; Arthropoda; Insecta; Diptera; Drosophilidae
Exons: 3
Coding region: 8-481 (157 amino acids)
Source: RefSeq, a predicted model, not a curated record